GCGCGCCAAACGCGGCUACCAACAAACAGCAAACGUAGAGUAAAGUUACUCUAAAAGUAUUUAUUAGUUUAGAGCUAAAUUCACAUUUAACAGCGGGGACACAUGGCUUCUACCAGUAAAGCGCCUCUACCAGUAAAGGCUGUAAAUUUACCAUGGGUUGAGAAAUACAGACCACAGAAACUUGAUGACCUGAUCUCACACAAAGAUAUUCUAAGCACCAUCCAGAAGUUUAUCAGCGAGGACAGACUUCCUCAUCUCUUGUUCUACGGUCCCCCUGGAACGGGUAAAACUUCCACCAUCCUCGCCUGUGCCAAGCAGCUGUACCAGGACAAACAGUUCAACUCCAUGGUGUUGGAGCUUAAUGCUUCAGAUGACAGAGGUAUUGAUGUUGUACGAGGCCCCAUUCUGAGUUUUGCCAGCACCAGGACCAUCUUCAAGAAGGGCUUCAAGUUAGUGAUACUGGACGAGGCUGAUGCCAUGACCCAGGAUGCCCAGAAUGCACUGCGGCGAGUGAUUGAAAAGUUCACAGAAAAUACUCGUUUCUGUAUGAUCUGCAACUACCUGUCCAAGAUCAUCCCGGCACUGCAGUCGCGUUGCACCAGGUUUCGCUUCGGCCCGUUGUCCCCGGACCAGAUGAUCCCCCGCCUGGAGCACGUAGUCCAGCAGGAGAAUGUUGACAUAACUCCAGAUGGAAUGAAGGCCAUUGUGACUUUAUCAUCAGGAGAUAUGAGAAGAUCACUCAACAUACUGCAGAGCACCAGUAUGGCGUAUGGAAAGGUCACUGAGGAUACAGUGUACACCUGCACAGGUCACCCACUCCGCUCCGAUAUAGCCAACAUCCUCGACUGGUCCCUCAACAAAGACUUCACCGCAGCUUACAACCAGAUCCUUCAGCUGAAGACUUUGAAAGGCUUGGCCCUGCAUGAUAUCCUCACGGAGGUUCACCUGCUUAUACACAGAGUUGACUUUCCCCCAGAUGUUCGGAUGUGUCUGCUCAUCAAGUUGGCUGACAUUGAACACAGACUCGCCUCAGGAACCAAUGAGAAGAUCCAGCUGAGCUCGAUGGUCGCAGCUUUCCAGGCAGUGAGAGACCUGGUGGUCAGCGAGGCCUCGUAGAUACCCCACAAUAAACUUUUUAAAUUGGUAGCAACCUUUACUUCUGUUCAUGCUAGAAUACAAAACAAGCGGAUCAUAGCAUUACAUAAAAAAAAAACAAAGAAAGAUGAAGUGGAAAAGGUUGGCAAUAGUCCUGCAAUUGUCCCCUUUUCAUCCUGGAAGUAUCUCUAUCUUUCAGUGCCAGCAAGAACUGAUAAUAGCUUGUUUUUUUUCCAGACAAAUGAUUUCACUGAUAAGCACUCUUUUUUUAAGAUGAGAAAUCAUGUGUUUGUUUAUGAAGAAAGCAGAUACUUUAGUCCUUUAUGUGUGCACCGCAUGUUACCCACCUCUACUCCACACUUUGUACAGUUUGGCAGAUGUCUCUGACACACGUGCCAGCAGCUAUCUGACUCACUAAAAUCUGCGUAAAAUUGAGAACAAUGAAAGGCAGUUGUUUGUAACUAGUACCUACAAAGAUACGCCCUU
Molecule: messenger RNA, 1581 nt
Organism: Scomber scombrus (Atlantic mackerel)
Lineage: Eukaryota; Metazoa; Chordata; Actinopteri; Scombriformes; Scombridae
Gene: rfc5
Product: replication factor C (activator 1) 5
Exons: 11
Coding region: 103-1116 (337 amino acids)
Biological process (GO): DNA repair; DNA-templated DNA replication
Cellular component (GO): nucleus; DNA replication factor C complex
Molecular function (GO): ATP hydrolysis activity; DNA clamp loader activity; ATP binding
Source: RefSeq, a predicted model, not a curated record